This is a messenger RNA of Phaeodactylum tricornutum CCAP 1055/1, 1185 nucleotides long. RefSeq lists its product with no specific name. Lineage: Eukaryota; Bacillariophyta; Bacillariophyceae; Surirellales; Neidiaceae. Gene Ontology annotation, molecular function: methyltransferase activity. Gene Ontology annotation, biological process: methylation. The record is from RefSeq and is a predicted model, not a curated record. The transcript has a single exon. Bases 26 to 1096 code for a protein of 356 amino acids.
ACGCGAUUCAGCUGAAUGGCGUCAAAUGAUGGUGACUUCUACUUCUUCAUCUUCCAGGCCUAGGCGUUUGGGUGUCGUCGUUGCGCUCUUGAUCUUCAUUUCCGGAUCGGUGAGUGGCUGGACCAUGUCGGCGUUGCGCAAGGGUCGUUUAAAUCGUCCGACUGCUGUGAGUCGUGGAUUUGAUGAAAAGUACGGUACGGUGAACAAUUCAACUAUACCGACGGGUGACGAAGUGGCAUCCCUUUUUGGAGUUCAAAGAUUUACCCGAGUACCGAAUCUGGUGUGGAAGUUUGUCUGGCGCACACAUGGACGUCUCCUACCCCUCCUGCACCUGCGCGACCGGGCCAAACCUAAAGACGCCGACCAGUCUCUCAAGGUGAUGUGGAACAAGGCAAUUGCUGCACUAGAUGUGAACUCUCCUACAUUUGACGCUGGAUGGACAUAUGAUUUUCUGCCAUCUUCCACAAGAUGGAUCUUGAAGUAUAUUCCGACGAGACUCUUUCCUCGCCUUCACCACGCGAAUAUUGAAAUCCGGACUGCCUAUCUCAACCAAGCUAUUCAACAAGAAAUUGGACAUCUGUCGACCAAUACGAAGGUGCGCAUAAUCGCCUUGGGUUCUGGUUACGAUUCGCGGUACACACGUCUCUUGACAACGGACGUCGUUCAAGACGCCUGGGAACUCGACAUUGCGUCCGUCUUGGCCUCCAAAAAGCGCAUGGUGGAACGACUACAAGAGAGAAGAGCCAACGUGAAGGUGCCACACAGUCGCGCUAUAGAUUUGAAUGAUGUGGCCAGUGUGAAAGCCACGCUGCAGGAAAUUCUCAACACUCAAAAAACGGAUGACGAAUCAUGGCAUACGAUAUUUGUCUCGGAAGCGGUUUUCAUUUACCUGGAUGAAGGCAUCCCGAUUGAACUUAUGAAAACCUGUCGCAAUGUCUACGCGCCUGAUUCUUCUUUCUGCUUCGCGGAUUUGCUUCGAGAUAUACCCAGCGGCGACCGUGACUUGGCCGAACGUGAAGUUGCAAAGGCUGGGUGGAAAUUGGUCGACUGGCAACCCAAGCCUGGGCUGGCUAGGCAUAUGGGAGUUUGCCGAUAGUGGUAGUCUUAGUCAGCCAGGGAUGCAGGGAAACUCUAUGUGCAGGAUGAUACUAAUAAUAAUGCUAAGGCACCAACCAGAACUGACUG